AUGACGGCCCUGCUCAGGUCCACGAGGCAGCUCCGGCCGUUUGCCAUUCGAGCCCCGGCCAUUCUGCAGCCCCAAUGCCGGCGGCGCUUCACCUCGGGCAAGACACACGAUGUUUCCGACUCCGACAUUGCGUCUCUCGCCAGCUUGCCCCAGCAUCCGUUGCGACUGGCCGACCUCGUAAGACAAGGCAGGCCGCCGCUUUCCGAGAGAUCGCUCCUCGCAUCCGCCAACUUCACCCUCUCCCUCAUUCCGAUCCGCCUCGCACGUCGCCUGCAGGCCCUCCAGAACCUCCCGUACAUUGUCGUCUCCAAUCCGAACAUCUCGCAAAUCUACAACAACUACCUACACUCCCUCUCCAUACUUCUUCCCUACUGGCGGACCGCCUCCAAGGGCCGCGCCAUUACCACUCUCGACGACGAAAUCAAAUUCACCAAUGUCCUCGCCGAGCUGGUUGCCACCCAUACCGACACCAUCCCCAUCCUGGCCAAGGGCUUCCUCGAGUGUCGCAAAUACAUCUCGCCAGCGGAGGUGACGCGCUUCCUGGACGAGCAUCUGCGCGCCCGCAUUGGCACUCGCCUCAUCUCGGAGCAGCACAUUGCCCUGCACUUUAGCAGCCAGCCUCAUUUCGAUCCCGGCGCCAGUCCCACGCCGUGCCCCGAGCAUCCCACAUACAUCGGCGUCAUUGACACGGCAUUGAAGCCUUCGGUGACGAUUGAGUCCUGUGCCGGCUUUGUGGCUGACAUCUGCGAGCUGCGGUACGGCAUACGGCCGAAACUCAUCAUCAAUGGCGAGCCCGAGACGACGUUUGCCUUCUUGCCGAUGCAUCUGGAAUACAUCAUCACGGAGCUCUUAAAGAAUGCGUUCCGAGCGUCCAUCGAGAGCAGGUCAAACGAACCCAUUGUCGUCACAAUCGCCCCUGAGCCGCCGCUCAAGCACCAGCCCGGCGAGCUUCCAGACAUCAAGCCGCCCGCGGAAGACCUAGGCCCCUUCAAGAGCGACGCCAUCAAGCCCCUGGACGAUAACGCUCCGGGCGUGACGAUUCGCAUCCGAGACCGCGGCGGCGGCAUCCCGCCGGAUGUCCUCCCCAACAUCUGGUCCUACUCCUUCACCACCUUUUCCGAAGACGACGACAUCCCCGACUCUGGCGGGCACGACGGAUUGAACGCCAUUGCAACCGCCAGUACGGGCGGCAGCUCCAUUGCCGGCCUGGGAUACGGUCUGCCGCUAAGCAGGGCCUAUGCCGAGUACUUUGGCGGCGGCAUCAACGUCCAGAGUCUGUACGGAUGGGGAACGGACGUCUACCUCCGCCUGAAGGGCGUCGGAAAGGUCGAUAAAGGCGUGAGCGACGAUGCGGAAGAAGAAAAGUGA
Molecule: messenger RNA, 1368 nt
Organism: Trichoderma citrinoviride
Lineage: Eukaryota; Fungi; Ascomycota; Sordariomycetes; Hypocreales; Hypocreaceae
Product: histidine kinase
Exons: 2
Coding region: 1-1368 (455 amino acids)
Biological process (GO): regulation of glucose metabolic process; protein phosphorylation
Cellular component (GO): mitochondrion
Molecular function (GO): pyruvate dehydrogenase (acetyl-transferring) kinase activity
Source: RefSeq, a predicted model, not a curated record